AUUUUAAGGGUUUCGUUUAAAAGAGACUCAGUCAGAGUUUUGAAGAAAUGAAUCUUCCUUCAUUCUGGUUCACAGCUCAGAAGGAACGAAGGGUUUGGAGCCAAAAGAGGCACAUCUGUUGCGGACACAAGCCUGUGAUCUCAGGCAUCAAUCAGCCGUGACCCUUGCUCCCGUUAUCACGGAUCGGAUCGUUUAGUACAACAAAUAAGCGACCAAACGAGGCGGUUUGAUUGCGUUUAGUUGCCGCGUCUGUCACCUGUUUCUCAGGUCCCCAACCCCACCCAUUCUGAAGGUAUCAUCGCGAGAUUUCACUGACGGGGUUCGGUCAAAAUCUCAUGUCUGCGGAAAAAAGCGGAGUUUUGAUUAGGAAAAACAAAACAAAUGUGACCGACGUCUAUUAAGCAGCAAUGAGCCAGCCAUCCAGAAACUAUCGCCCGCAGAGAGAGAGAAAUGGGGGACACUAUAACGAGAGGCGAGACCGAGAGCCCCGCAGCCGUCGAGACAAUCCUAGUGAGCGAUCAGGCAGUGAGAGGUCGUCCAGCCAGCCACCGUACUACCCCAGAGGCUCCCAGAGACAGGUGAGGAGCGCCCCUCGAGAGCACCGGGAGUCAAAAUGCUCCUACAUCUGCUCCAGGAGAGGUAUUGUGUUGAUCUGCGCCGUCCUGACCAAUGCGUUGGUGCUCAUCUGUAUAGUGGCCGCUCACAUGUCACAGCUGGGCAUGUCUGCGAUGGGUAUGGGUGGAGUGAGCUUCGUCGACGCCAUCAUUCCUUUUGAGGGGGUGGAGCUGCAGCAGGUGCGUGAUCUCGACAUGCAGUUCGGGCAGCUGAGAGCCCCGGGAGUCUACGGCGGCGUGGCCUUCAGCCUCACCUUCGGCGCGCUGUCGCUCCUAUUCGUAGUGUCCAGCAGCAAACCCCCCCACAUGCUGCCACGGAAGCUCCUGGUCGGACAGUUUGCUUUCCAGAUCGUCGGCGCGGCGGCUUACGUGGUCGCGGUGGGUUUGUACCUGCACUUCGUGAUCUCGGUGAACUCCACCGACGUGUGCGUUCGGCGCGAGCGGCUGUACGCUCGCAAUGGAUAUACCUGGAUGAACUGUAGUGUGAAUGGGGGGGAUGCGGCCGUCGCACUGUUUGGAAUUAUAACCGCAAUUCUGUACGCUGUCGGAGCCGUUUUAACGGGACAGACGAUACGGGAUGUCAGCCGUUACUUGAAGGAGCGCGACCGCUAUGAAGCCGAACGCAGAGAACAACUCGGGGGUUCUCUGAAAACACCUCUCGAUUCUAACACUUAUGUCUGACUUGUGAAGAAAAAAUGUGGACUCAGCGGAUGUACAUAAACUGUUUGUUUUUUUUUAACUUUAACUGUGAAAAAACAGUUUUUAAUGCAUUUUUACAAAAAAUCGUUUUCAGUUUUAAUGAAGUUUAUUCAGUUAAUAAACACCAAAUAAUUCCUGUAUAUAUUGAAUUGAAACUCUGGUAUUUAGCCUUAUGAAUAGAAUAAAUACAUUUUAAAAAAAGUGAAUGCAAAAUGUAUUCACUGAUGCAGUGAAGCUAAAUUUUGGCUUUCCUUAUGAUUUUUCUAUAAAUUUUUUGUGAUCUUCAGGUAAUGAGUAAAAUAAGGUACGUGUUAAACAUUUUUUGGUAUACUUUUUUGUACUACUACAUAAAUUACACACACUCACAUCUCAGAUAUGUUUUGAUGUGGUUACCUAUGCAGGGUUUCUCUUGGUAUUAAAAAAAGUCUUCCACAAAUUAAAGGUCUUUAAAGUGGCCCAGAAAGACUUCAGCUCAUAAAGUCACGGUAUUAAAUGUUGCAUGCACUGCAAAAAUUAAACAUCCUUUUUUUCAGUACUUUGUCGCGUUUCCGAUUAAAGUGUCUAAACAUGUUUAAUAGAAGAAAUUGACUUGAUAUGCAAAAUAAGAUAUAUUUGUUCAGGGUAAGAUAUUUCUUGUUUAUUAAUAAAAAGCACAUAUUGGGUAUGAAAAUGUUUUCCGUUCGGAUUAAAUUGAUUUCUCUCAGCCUGUUGGCAAAUAUUUUAUUAUUACAAAUAAUAUAAUUCAUUUAGAUGGAUUUUCCAGAGAACAAGACUUCUUGUGAUGCAAUUUUUGGUUUUUGAUUUAAGAUUUAGGUUUAUUUUGUAAAACGCAAUUAAAAGAAAUAGAGAAUG
Molecule: messenger RNA, 2165 nt
Organism: Puntigrus tetrazona (Sumatra barb)
Lineage: Eukaryota; Metazoa; Chordata; Actinopteri; Cypriniformes; Cyprinidae
Exons: 5
Coding region: 408-1295 (295 amino acids)
Cellular component (GO): membrane
Source: RefSeq, a predicted model, not a curated record